UAUUCAAACAUUUAAUUGCAAUAAACAAUCGUAUCAACAACAACCAACUCUUCAUUUUUCUAAUCUAAGAGUGGCUGAAUUCCAAUCAUUUGACACAAAAUCAUGUCGGAAAUAGUUCUGAAAGCAUGAACCUUGAUCUUCUUCUCUCUUUUUCUUAGCUUUUCGGAGCUCAAUCAUCAAUUGUGUUUUGUUAAAAACUGUUUAUUUGUUUUUUUAAUUUUUGUAUUAGCUGGAAGAAUCUUGGUUUCGAUAUAUAUAAGCACAAAGUUAUGCUUUUUCAGUAUUUGUUUGUUAAUUUUGCAGCAUUCUUUGCAUAUUUCUCUCUUGCUCUCUCUGAUCAUGGGAAGACAACCUUGUUGUGAGAAAGUCGGGCUUAAACGAGGUCCGUGGACGAUUGAAGAAGACAGCAAGCUCAUGAAUUUUAUCCUCAAUAACGGGAUACAAUGCUGGAGGCUCGUUCCAAAACUUUCAGGGUUAAUGAGAUGUGGAAAGAGCUGCAGAUUGAGAUGGAUAAACUACUUGAGACCCGAUCUGAAGAGGGGCGCGUUGACAGAAGCGGAAGAAGAUAUGGUCAUCGAGCUUCAUUCUCGACUAGGAAAUAGGUGGUCUAAAAUAGCGAGACAUUUUCCGGGAAGGACGGACAACGAGAUCAAAAACUACUGGAACACGAGAAUUAAGAAGAAGAUGAAGCUCAAGGGGUUGGACCCGGUCACCCACAAGCCGGUCCUCUCAAAAUCUCAAGAUUUGGAAACUACUAGCGAAGAAAUGCAUAAUCAUCAAAAUCUUGGAUUCCAAGAAACUGUUUCAAUCCCAAGUUUGGAAGAUCAUGAUCAGAGGCAACAUAAUACAAAAGGAUCAUCGAUGUCUAAUCAAAGUAGAGAGGAAUCUUCUUGCAUUAAGAAUUUGGACAUGGGAUUGGGAUCUUCAUUUGUGCUCCAAAAUAAGGAAUCUUUGGGGAAUUUCACCAUGGAUUCUUACCAUAAUUUCAUGGAUACACAAUAUUUCUGGGAUUGUUUCACUGGUUUGGGGGAUAGUUUCCCAUGAGAAAAAGUAUAAAAAGGAGGAUUAUUAUUAUUGUGAUAUUGUUAUAAUUGGUAUAAUGUGUAAAGCUUAAUAUU
Messenger RNA from Salvia splendens (bonfire salvia), 1118 nucleotides. Its product is annotated as transcription factor MYB20. The transcript has 3 exons. The coding region runs from base 340 to 1044 and encodes 234 amino acids. NCBI's taxonomy places the organism in Eukaryota, Viridiplantae, Streptophyta, Magnoliopsida, Lamiales, Lamiaceae. The record is from RefSeq and is a predicted model, not a curated record.